AUGCUUCGAUUUGCAAUCUUAGCACUCACCAUUUCCACCAUAGCGGUGGUUACAGCUCAAGUCCCACCAGAGAAACAAUUCAGAGUCGUAAACCAAGGCGAAUUCGGCGAAUACAUCACCGAGUACGACGCGAGUUACCGAUUCAUCGAAUCACCGAACGCGAGCUUCUUCACAUCCCCAUUCCAGCUCCUAUUCUACAACACCACCCCAAGCGCCUACAUCUUAGCUCUCCGAGUCGGACUCAGGCGCGACGAGUCCACCAUGCGUUGGAUCUGGGACGCAAACCGGAACACUCCCGUCGGAGAAAACGCCACCCUCUCACUCGGCCGCAACGGCAACCUCGUCCUCGCCGAGUCAAACGGACGAGUCAAGUGGCAGACUAACACCGCCAACAAAGGCGUCACCGGAUUCCGAAUCCUCCCCAACGGCAACAUCGUGCUACACGACAAAAACGGCAAAUUCGUUUGGCAGAGCUUCGAUCAUCCCACCGAUACACUCCUCACCGGCCAAUCGUUAAAAGUCAACGGAGUUAACAAACUCGUUAGCCGUAAAUCCGACGUGGACGGCUCAGACGGUCCGUACAGUAUGGUGCUGGAUACCAAAGGCUUAACCAUGUACGUUAACAAAACCGGUCAGCCGUUAGUUUACGGCGGAUGGCCAGAUCACGAUUUCCGCGGCACCGUUACGUUCGCCGUUACAAGAGAGUUCGAUAAUUUAACGGAGCCGUCAGCUUGGGAGCUUCUCCUCGAACCGGCACCGCAAACCGCUAACCGCCGGUUACUCCAAGUCCGACCGAUCGGAAGCGGAGGCGGGACUUUAAACCUGAACAAAAUCAACUACAACGGGACGAUUUCGUAUCUGAGACUCGGAUCCGACGGAAGCUUAAAGGCCUUCUCGUACUAUCCUCCGGCGACGUAUCUCAAAUGGGAAGAGAGCUUCUCUUUCUUCUCCACUUACUUCGUCCGUCAAUGUGGCUUGCCGUCGUUUUGCGGCGAUUACGGUUACUGCGACCGCGGGAUGUGCAUCGCCUGCCCCACGCCGAAAGGACUGCUCGGGUGGAGCGAUCAGUGCGCGCCGCCCAAAACGACGCAGUUUUGCAGCGGAGGGAAGGGUAAAACCGUGAAUUACUAUAAGAUCGUGGGCGUCGAGCAUUUUACUGGGCCGUAUGUGAAUGACGGACAAGGCCCAACGUCGGUGAGCGAUUGCAAGGCGAAAUGCGAUCGUGAUUGCAAGUGUUUGGGUUACUUCUACAAGGAGAAGGACAAGAAGUGUUUGAUUGCUCCUCUUCUUGGUACACUCAUCAGAGACGCCAAUACUUCUUCUGUUGCUUACAUCAAAUAUUAG
Microthlaspi erraticum is the source of this 1344-nucleotide messenger RNA. The record is from the annotation of a GenBank genome assembly. NCBI's taxonomy places the organism in Eukaryota, Viridiplantae, Streptophyta, Magnoliopsida, Brassicales, Brassicaceae.